AUGGCCAACUCCGGAAACACACGGAUUUAUCACUUGAAGGCCUUCCGAGAGUUAAGAAUAGUGACCCUGGAAAAGUAUACCAAAUGUGAGGAGGAGGAUGAUGAAGAAUGCGUUAAAGUGCGUUUAUUGCCGAGCGGCAGUGGUGUAGGACACAAAAGCGAGCACAACAGCAGUGGCAGUGUCUCAAGCACGGCGGAAAUAUUUGGAAGAGAGUUAAUCAUUGAUAAGGAAUACAAAUUUGGGUGUAACCAAAAAUUUGCCAUCUAUACAUUCACAGGAUGCACAAUUCAAAUAAAAGGUCGAACGUUGCAGGAGUAUGAAAGUGGCAACAACACAAUGAAGGAGUACUUAUCCCUAUCGUAUACUCUGGAUGCCUACAGGAAGCUAGCCAAAAAAAAAAAAAAAAUUGGACCCAGAGUUCUCAUUACAGGAAAUAACAACUCAGGAAAAAGUUCCGUUUCAUUAAUACUCCUCAAUUAUGCAUUAAAGUCAGGAUUCAAACCAAUUUUUAUUGAAGCAGAUACAAAGUGUACUUGUGACAAGGUUGAAUUGAACAGGGGACCUGGGAUUAUAAGUUCCUUUGUUUAUGACCCAAUGAACCGGAUGAAGUGUGCACUAGACUAUUACUUUGGCUACCUCGACCUCAAUGAAGACAUAAAUUUGUACUACCACUUGAAUGAGUGCAUAAGCAGCUGCGUUCACUUGAUGCUGCUGAACAAUUUGAAUUACGUCUCGUCUAGUGCCAAAACGGAUGGAGAACAGGAGGGCAUUUACGCCGCGGGUUUCAUUUUAAACGUUCCCUCGGAAGCCGACCACCAUGUCAUUAACAACUUGAUUGAAAUAUACGGCAUAAAUAUCGUCAUUGUGAUUGAUAAUGCUUUUUUGCAUUACUCACUGAAGGACCAGUACGGGGAUGAGGCUAGUCGACGCGGCACGGACCGGGGGCGGGUCCUGUCCCGGGAGGGCGGUGCAGAUUUUGACCGAGACUAUCGCCGCCAUUAUGAGCGCGAUUAUGACCGCGAUUCGCGGGGAGACUCUCUCGCCGAAGCGCACCGUACGCCAAGCGCUGUGUCCGGCAUGCCCGCUACGGAAGAAGCGGGAGACGACAACAAACACACGGAGGAUCCAGUCAGGCGAGUAGAAAUUGUAGGCAUGCCCAAGUACGAGGGAGUGAUCCCAUCAGAUAAUAACCGAGUAAGGUAUUGUAAAAAUAUGUGGUACUACCAAUAUUUUACUAAAGAUAUUAUUGUUACGAAGAACCUGUACAGGAAGAGCCACGUCAUUUCCUUCAAGUAUAGCUUAACCAACUUCAUUAAAUUAGACACCAAUUUGGCUGUGCCUUUGUCGGCGCUACCAGCAGAUGCAAGAGACAUUCAAAGGGAAAACGUUACGGUCAGUUUGUAUAAUGGAAAUAUAAGUAACCUGACUCACUGCAUUUUGGGAGUGUCCUACUCGAAGGACCUUCAUUAUGUACAUCUCAUGAAUAUAGCUGCGUUUGUGCAUGUACAGAGUGUGCGUAUGAUCGAGGCGGAGGUGGGGGAGGAUAGGGACAGGUGCGAAAAGGGCGCUGAGGAGGCGCAGGGAAAUGUGGACACGCAAAAUGACUACUUGAUAGAAAUUUUGUGCCCCCUGUCCGUCACCACGAAGAAUCUGCCUCCGUACUUUGUCGUCCCAGGCAACGCCAAGCAGAUGAAGUUUUAG
Molecule: messenger RNA, 1701 nt
Organism: Plasmodium fragile
Lineage: Eukaryota; Apicomplexa; Aconoidasida; Haemosporida; Plasmodiidae
Exons: 1
Coding region: 1-1701 (566 amino acids)
Biological process (GO): cleavage in ITS2 between 5.8S rRNA and LSU-rRNA of tricistronic rRNA transcript (SSU-rRNA, 5.8S rRNA, LSU-rRNA)
Cellular component (GO): nucleus
Molecular function (GO): polynucleotide 5'-hydroxyl-kinase activity
Source: RefSeq, a predicted model, not a curated record